Pectinophora gossypiella (pink bollworm) is the source of this 775-nucleotide messenger RNA. RefSeq names its product 39S ribosomal protein L50, mitochondrial (gene mRpL50). Gene Ontology annotation, cellular component: mitochondrial large ribosomal subunit; mitochondrion. The transcript has 5 exons. The record is from RefSeq and is a predicted model, not a curated record. Lineage: Eukaryota; Metazoa; Arthropoda; Insecta; Lepidoptera; Gelechiidae. The coding region runs from base 131 to 694 and encodes 187 amino acids.
ACUAUUUUUAAUUUUGAGGUUAUAUGUCACGAUUUCCAAAUAGGAUCCGUAUUUUGAUUUUGAAAAAAUAGUAAAUACAUGUUAUAUUAAUUAGUGUAUUUCACUUUCAUCAUAACAGGAAUCAAAUAAAAUGUUUAAAAACUUAUUAGUGCCUUUGUCGCGCAUCAACGUCCAGGUUACAGCUGUCCGAUUCCGCCAAAAGAAGUACCCAAAAACAGACAAGACUUUGCAAGCUGCUUCAGAAUCUUUAGCUGCUAGAGGCUUCCUUCGUCCCAACAAAGAAUGGGCACCCCCAAUAGACAUAGAAGAGACAGUUCUGAAGAUAUGCUCAGCAAACGGGUUGAAAUCAGACUCGGACUUUGAUUCCCUUGACACUAAGUUCAAAGUACUGAAGGCGUGCUUUGAAGAGACUGGACAUGGUGUGCCUAAUUCCCUACUGCACACUAUUGAAUGUGUUGAUGACCUCCAAGAAUUUUACAGUACCCCAGUGGAUACUACAACACCUUUUGAUCAGCUGAAGAAGAUGGAUCUGCCUAAAAAUCUGCACAUUCAGAAAGACUAUGUCAGGUUCCAUCCAGAUACAGACACCUUAUUCAAUGGCAAGUCAGCUUUCCCCAAGAGUUCAACGCUUGUCACUGGCUUGAAGACCAGAAAGAAGUACGAGGGAUACAUCGCCAAGAGAUCAUGGCCUUGAACUAGAUUUAAUAUAUAGUUAUCAUGUUAUAAUUUGUUCAUAGUUAUUUGUAGAUAAUUUGAUUAAAUGUAAUAAGGUUUA